Dothidotthia symphoricarpi CBS 119687 is the source of this 1065-nucleotide messenger RNA. RefSeq lists its product as uncharacterized. The coding region runs from base 187 to 909 and encodes 240 amino acids. The record is from RefSeq and is a predicted model, not a curated record. The transcript has 2 exons. Lineage: Eukaryota; Fungi; Ascomycota; Dothideomycetes; Pleosporales; Dothidotthiaceae.
AUUCUAGACGAGCAUUAUCAACUCUGAAUAAGUACACAUUCAGUAUGCGAUCACAGGGAAUAUAGUAUAUAAAGCAUGAGUUGCUGUCAUGACAGUUUCACAAUACAUACACCAACCUCGAAACGUCGAUUUGCACCAACUUCAGAAACGCAGUUCCAUCAUCAAGUCUGUUCACUUUUUGUCAAGAUGCUACAUGCCCGCGACAUAAUCUCAAUCAUUGAGAUGAUUUUCUACAUACCAACACUCAUAACAUGUGGGGUUGUAUGCUUCCGCCACGGUUUCCGCAACGGCUCAGGCUGGAUCUAUACACUCGUCCUGUGCCUUGUUCGCAUUGCAGGUGCAAUCUGCCAAUUCGUUUCGCAUAGCAAUCACUCCACAGGUCUGAUCAAAGCGACGCUCGUUCUCAAUUCCAUCGGCCUCGGGCCCUUGAUGUUCUCAACUUUGGCGUUUCUGUCUCGUUUUGUUCAAUUCGUCAACACCAAAUCGAAACCUGUAGUCACAAAAAAGCAUCUGAUCAUCAUCCGUCUUGUCAUCUCUGCGGGAAUCGGAUUGUCCAUCUCCGGCGCCAUGGACGCCUUAUCAAGCGGCGCCACCCAGGUGCCAACGAACAGCAGAGUCGGCAUAAUCCUGAUCAUCGUCGCCUAUGUCAGCCUUGUCGUCUUGUUUCUCGUAUACGCGCGUCGCGUUUCCCUACUUCCCAGGAAAGAACGUCGUGUUCCUCUCGCCAUCUUCGCUUCGCUACCUCUUAUUCUCGUCCGGCUUGUCUACUCCGCAUGCGUGGUUUUCCUACACAACUCCGCGUUCAAUAUUCUCACAGGCAGCGUCGCCGUACUUGUAGUCAUGUCUGUAAUAGAGGAAUUUGCUGUUGUUGGAAUAUAUGUACUGCUGGGCUUCCUAGUAGAUAGGUGAGACUCAAGGCCUUAGAUGGAUAGCCUUCAUGACCAAUAGGCUAACUGAUACACCAAGGCAAGCUCCUACCACAUUCACUAGAAUUGAAAUGGAGCAAUAGGUAUGACUUGGAGAAAUGGCUAUCUUAAUCUAUCAAAUUCAUCACUCAAAUCAUUA